Messenger RNA from Eremomyces bilateralis CBS 781.70, 1355 nucleotides. RefSeq lists its product as uncharacterized. The record is from RefSeq and is a predicted model, not a curated record. The transcript is spliced from 2 exons. Bases 119 to 1180 code for a protein of 353 amino acids. Lineage: Eukaryota; Fungi; Ascomycota; Dothideomycetes; Eremomycetales; Eremomycetaceae.
AGUCCGAGACUAUCAGGCUUCAGCGAUAGCGACCCGCAACCGAUCAGAUAUCACGAAAAUCGAUUGUCCGCGGGAGUCAGAUCUCUCCUACCAGGGUUUUGAGUUCGGCCGUGCCUUAAUGGUCAGCCAGUAUUCUCCAACGAUGCCAAAGAGGGAAUCAGAAACUCAAACCCAUCAAGUUGCAGAAAAGAGAAGAAAGAUAGUUGAUGAUAACGAUGGGACCCAACUGGCCACUACUCCUCCACAGCAACACGCAACCUCGCCACUGACGACGACAAUCGAGCUCAUACGUCUCGAUCGAAUCAGAGAUGCUUUGAACAAUAAAAGACUUGUUAUUAUGGUUGGGGCCGGAGUAACACUGAAUGCCACGGCGACUAGGUCAGGCGACAUGCUUGGUGAAUUGUCGUGGAAAGGCUUGAUACAAAAUGGACUCAACUAUCUCGUUGCAGAUGGUCAUGUUGAAGAGGACCAUCGCAGUUUAAGGUUUGCACGCGACAUACUUCAAGACUCUAAGUCUCAGCCCAAGGAACUGCUACAAGCUGCUGGAAUACUGAAAGAUUUUUUGGAAGACGCCGGUCAUCUGCCUACCUGGUUGCAUGAUACAUUUAGCGGGCUCUCUGAACAAGUCAGGCAUGCUGACAUCUUGAAUGUUCUGAAGUCAUUCCACGAUAAAGGAGCUCAAUUGCUCACAACAAACUACGAUGAUCUUCUUGAGGAAGGCCAUUGUAAUCUGCCCCGUAUUAGGCGGACAAACCAUGAGGAACUUCUGAAGUUCCAGAACAGAGAUAUACGUGGUGUUGUCCAUGUCCAUGGCAGCUUCCAUGACCCUACCGACGUUAUCCUAGACACGACUGACUACUACAAGAUCAAAACGUCAGAUGACGUUCAGAAGCUGCUGAAGACGCUUUGGAAUACUUGCACCAUCCUGUUCGUUGGCUGCGGAUCUGGAUUGGAAGACCCAAAUUUCAGUGCUCUGUUGAAAUGGGCGUGUGAACAUCAGAACAAUAUCCUAAAUCGACAUUGUCUAUUAGUUCGGACCGGAGAUCCUCUCAAUGUUAAGCCUCUUGUGCGAUUACAAUUUGGCACAAGCUAUACAGAUCUUGUUCCUUACUUACAGCGGCUGCUGGAAGACCCCGAGCAAUCAGCAGCAGGAGGAUCGACCAGGCCGAACCGUAAGUAGCGUCGGAUGUGUCCUAGUGUCGAAUACGUCUAUCUAUACCAGUAAAUAGAACAGGUAUAUGUUAUCGUGCUAUGAGGCGCUAAUCUAAAACAGUAUAUCCCUCUCCCUUCCAAGGUCAAGAAGCCGAUAAAGCUGAAAGACCCCAAAAGGAAGUGGACGCCUGUCUCCGCUCCCU